AUCGGUAUCUUCUCGCCAUGCAGCAGUUCCAGGCGCUCGAGGCGCUGCGCAACUCGGUGCACGCGCUACUGCGUCAAAUCGACGCCCACGAGAGCGACAACAACAACAGCAACAGCAGCCAUGCACCGGACGCCUGUGCCGGCGACGUCUGCGCGGCCAUCGAAGCGUGCUUGCACCAUGGCCUCAAGCGCGUGUCGGCCACCGAGACGGUCUCGCUCUGGGGGCUUAUCCAGUGGACCAACAUCGCCCAGCAAAAGCGGCAUCGCGCAUGGCUCGCCGCACAAUCCAAGUCGCCAACCGCAGCGGCGGCGGAUGACGACUGGUACAAUGACAUGUUCAAGGACGAGCUUCAAGGCAUCACAUCGCUGGCCGACGACAACCAGCGGCUGGAGCUUAGCGUCUCGGAGAGCCCGAUGACACCGGGCUUGAAUGCGUCGAUCCGCACCGCCAACUCGCUCUUGCACGUCAAAACACCGAUCGGACGCGUGCGCGCCUGGAUCCGCCAGUGCUGCAACACGCACAUCCUCAGCGCGUGCUUGGCAGGGCUCAUGCACCCGCUCAACCAUGCAACGCUGCAGACGUACUUUGAACCAUCGGCGCUUUGCCUCAACGAAGACGCGCGCGAGAUCUUUGUUGGUCUGACAUCGACAUUGGAUCGACUCACGUUUGGUUUUGCGCUCAAUAAUGGACCGGCGGAAGAGAUUACGAAGCGGCAGGCAUUGGCGCGACCCGUGGCAGCGCCUGCCGCCGCCGCGCCCGCCAACCACAAUGUCUUGCAAGUCCUCGACACGAAGGCGCAGCAACUCUACGAGCUGCUGCGGCAUACACUGCCUCCGAUUUUGAGCCCCCGCGCGCUGGACGAGGUCGGCAUGACCAACGAGACACAUCGCCUCUUUGGUGUCCCGCUUGCGUCCCUGCUUCUGGACGCUCGGACGUGUGCCAUUGCGUCCAUCGACCCGCUCCUCGGUGUGCCCAACCUCGUCGAAGGGUGUUGCCGCUUGAUUGACGCGGCCACGGCGGUUGGCACGCCUGGAUUGUUUGCGGCCAAGAUCAACGCCACGCGCUUCGCCCAGCUGACGCAGCAAGUCCAAGCGGUUGGCUGCUUGAGUAUCUGGAGCAGCGUGCACCAUGGUAUCAUCCUUCUCAUCAAGUUUAUGAGGGACUUGCCCGACCCGAUCAUUCCCGCGCCCCUCUACGGCCGGUUCCGUCGCAUUCACGACUUGGAGGGACGCCAUGUCCAAGUCCUCGCCCUCACGCAGCUCGUGGGCGAGCUGCACUGGAGCGUCAAACCGCUUCUCGUGCGGCUCUGCGCGACGAUCGACCGCGUCUUGCGGCUCUCAAACGACACGACCGUCGACCGCAUCGCCGAUGUCUUUGUCCGCGUCCUGUUCCCGCGGUCCGCACCAGCUGCCGACGAGGCGGCGCUGACCCAGCUCGUGACCGUCCUGUUUCUAAACGCCGACACCAUUUUGGCAGAAACCCGUGGCACGCUCUCGGACCGUCGCCAUUACGUCAUGACCAAGCUCGAGCGCCUCGCAGCGAUUCCCCGCGACCGUCAAAACGAUGUCCGCACGUCGCCCGAAUGGAUGCAGUUCCAAGAGGCGUAUGGCCUCGCGGCCGAGAGCGACGACACGCUGCGUGCGUCACUCCGUGGCGGCGGCCGCCUCGUGGUGCAGUGCAUGCUGCACUUUCUCGCCGAGCAUCAGGAAAUUGCGCAGCAGAUCAUUGCGCAGCGGUCGUCCUGUGCCGUGGACGCCAAGCACUACCCCGUGCGCAGCUCGAGCGUCUACCUUGUGCGGAUGCUGGUCGAGAUCCUGGGCCUCGACGGCACCCCAAGCGCCCUCGACGUCGUGGAUCUGGACACGCGCACGUGGCUAGCGCGCUGCGACGGCGUCAACGACGGGCCGUUAAUGCCGCUGCCAACGCACGCCGGUGUCGCGAUUGUCCAGCGCGGCCUCUGGGCGUUGUUUGACGACGCCAAGGCGUUUGAGCGGCUCUUUGGCUUGAGUUUCCUGCUCUUUGAUCGCAACUGGACGCGGUCGGGCGCGACGUGCAUGGACUUUAACACGAUCUUGGCCGAGACCCAGUGUCAGAUACAAUCGCUCUUGCGCGACGAGCCAGAGACCAUCUCGGACCUCUGGCAGCGCUGGUCGGACCGCAUUUCGCAGCAGUAUUUGCAGCCCGCGACCCAAGCCCCCCGCGCACUGGCGCACAUGCGAUCGUACAUCGUGGUGUGGGAAGGCGGCGUGACGGUGCGUGCGUCACCCACAACCCAGGGCGAAGCGCUCGGCGCCCGAAACAAAGGGGACCGCAUCGAAACCGUUCUCAAGGCGGGCGACUGGCUCAAGAUCCGCGAUGCACCGGGUGUGCACGACUCGGGCUGGGUGCGUCGGCGAACGGCCAAUGUGACGCUGCUCGAGCUCGUUGCGUAACCUCGACGCCUUGGCACUGCAUUGGGCUUGCAUGAUCCGUCCUCGUUGUUCAUGUCGUUGGUUGUUUCUUAAACAAAUGGUAUACUUCUAUAUUGCACA
Molecule: messenger RNA, 2531 nt
Organism: Saprolegnia parasitica CBS 223.65
Lineage: Eukaryota; Oomycota; Saprolegniomycetes; Saprolegniales; Saprolegniaceae
Exons: 14
Coding region: 18-2432 (804 amino acids)
Biological process (GO): signal transduction
Source: RefSeq, a predicted model, not a curated record